Messenger RNA from Drosophila melanogaster (fruit fly), 1558 nucleotides. It is a transcript of the gene BEAF-32, whose product is annotated as boundary element-associated factor of 32kD. The transcript has 2 exons. NCBI's taxonomy places the organism in Eukaryota, Metazoa, Arthropoda, Insecta, Diptera, Drosophilidae. The record is from RefSeq and is marked reviewed. Bases 487 to 1335 code for a protein of 282 amino acids. Gene Ontology annotation, molecular function: DNA binding. Gene Ontology annotation, cellular component: nucleus.
GGAUCAGUGCCCGAUGCCAUCGCGAUAAAUCCACGGGUCAUCGGUACAGGCUCCUCCACUUUGGCGCGGAAAAAGUAGAAACUCUAGUUAUAGCAAGGCAGUAAAUCGUCUUGAAAAAAAAAACUAUAGAUAAAAAUAGUGCAGGAUAGGUACAGAAUUUUCCCCAACCAGUGGUUGUGCUUGUAAAUAGUUUAUAAACCUAUUGUAUAUUAUCUAAAAUGCUAUUAAAAAAUCAGCUAAAAAAUAUUGUUAUGUUAAAAGUAUUUUUAUGAUUUUGCGCUGUUGUAAAGUAUGUAAACAUUCUCUUAUUUUCGUUUUUCACCUCUGUUUGCCGUUGCCUUUGUUUCCACUCUUAUGUUCAUGCGUUUUACAACACUGCAACGGCACUUGACAACACUGACUACAGCAACGCCAAUAUCGCAAUAAAUAAAUUUGUGGAGAAAAAUCACUUUUGACGUACUAAUUACCUAGAGAAAAGUAUUAAAAAUGCCCAAGGGUCGUGUUAGCAAUGUGUGGCAGCACUACGAUAUUAACGAGGAGUGCGAAAACUUUGCGAUAUGCCGUUAUUGCGGCAACAAUAUAUCGCGUGGUGGCAUGGCCAGCAAUUUGAAGGGCAACAAUACGACCAAUUUGUGGACGCAUCUGCGGCACAAGCACAGGGACGAGGUGCUGGUCAGUCCGGUGCAGCAACGUCCCCAGGCCCGGAUGAUCCCAAUCAUCAAGAAAGACAAAACCGUGCGGAUUACCAAGGCCAAGACGCUGAGGGAGCCGCUGCGUGUGGCCAAGCCGAAGAUCGAGUCGAACGUCGCCAAUUAUCUGGGCGAGGCGGGCGCCCUGCCGCAAAAGUGGGAGGAGUACGAGCAGAACGAUGAGAUUAGCGAGGACAUUAAGGACAUCAUAUACAGCGAGGAUCCACUGUGCUAUAGUCCUAUACACGUGAUGGAUGAUGAGGGCCUGGAUCAGCCUGAGAAGCAAGUGACCGUGCUAACCCAUUCGACUUCACCAGCCGGUGGAAGUAGCAGGCCCAUCGGUGUUGGUUCGGGCGUACAGGCUACUGUGGUGGCCUCCACGUCCUCCAGCAGCAGCUCGGCCAAGCAGCUGAAGAACAACCUGGAGACGUCCAUCGAACGGCUGACCGCUGUCAGCGAACAGCUCAGCUACAUCAUACAACAGAAUCACGAGGAGCUCACCAAGGACGACGACUACUAUUUUGCACUUAGCUUGGUGCCCGCAAUGCGCCACCUUUCGCUCAGUCGGAAGAUGUACGUGCGGUCCAAGAUCCAGGAUAUACUGUUCAAGGAAAGUGAGGACUCAACGCUUGCCAAGGAUGAGUAGGCGGUCCAUUAUAUACAUUUACCCAGAGGAAUAAUAAAACGAGGAACGAAGGAAACCAUAUGGUAAAUGGGCAAAUCAGCGUGUCGUAAUCUAGGUUAAUAAUUAUACAUAUGUUAUGUAUUCAUUUAAAUUAUGCUCUUUUAUCGAUUGAAAAUACUUACUUUGAUUGUAUAUUUCCCAAUUAUAUUUUACUUAAAACUCAAAUAAAGCACUACAAUAAAUU